ACUCAAUUAACAAUUAAAUAGUUUACAUUACCCUAAUCACAUUACAAGUUAAAAAAAUUAAAAAUUAAAAUAAUCCAGAGCUCACCACUUGGCUCCAAACCGUCCGAUCACCAAAAUCUCAAACUGCCACGUGGCACAAGAUUAAGCCCCCAGUGACCAGUCAACCCGACCAAGCAAACCAGUCUCUCUUCCAAACCAAACCAAAAGGCAAAGUUCAAAUCCCUUAACCCAAUUCCCCAAAACACCCUUCCCAUUUCCCUUAAUUUACGUAACUACCCUCUUCCCCACAAGGAGGGGCAUGAAUGUCAUUUCACACCCCCAAACGCAUUCACCCCACGCCUCCUCCUGAUCGCCGGCGCCCAAGCCGCAACUAUCGAAAGCAACGAUUUUCCCAUUUUGACCUCGUCUUCGUCCUUUUUAUAAAUACCCCCCCGCCUUCUUCUCUAAUUCCCAAACACGAAGACAAAGAAGAAGAGAGAUGGGCGAAGAGGUGGCGGUGAGAGAACCCAUGGACGCCACUCCCCCCGCCGGCGAGCAGGCCAUCUCCGAUCAUGAGCUGCCGGCGGAGAAGCCCAUCCCCGGUAAGCAACUCUCUCUUCCUUCCUACCUUCCCCGACCGGAAGCUCCACCAGGCCUCACUCGCGUCCCUUCCGAUGGACCCCAUCCGAUCGAGCGAGCCCUCUCGGAUUCUUCCUCGGCGAUCGAUGUCUCCGCGCUUGGGAAGUACAUCCGUGACCGGGGGAAUAGCUUCUCGUCGGCGAUUGUGAAGCGGAUCUCAUCUCUCCGGGAAGCUGAUUCUCCGGCAGCCGUGCCACCGGAGGUGACGGAGUUUCAUCUCUCUGGGUUGAAGGUGAUCGUGCAGCUGAAAGAGGAGAAACAGAAGAUGAACGGCGGUGAUCAGCUCGAUCUGAAGGGGCAGAUCAGCUUCUUCUCGAGAUCGAACUGCCGUGAUUGCAGCGCCGUCCGAUCGUUCUUCAGGGAAAGGGGCUUACCCUACGUGGAAAUCAACGUCGAUGUGUUCCCUGAGAGGGAGAAGGAGUUGGUCCAACGUACGGGAAGCGCAGCCGUGCCGAUGAUUUUCCUCAACGAGAAGCUUCUCGGAGGUCUCGUGGCGAUGAACUCGUUAAGGAACAGCGGGGAGUUCGAUCGGAGGGUGUUGAAAAUGGCCGGCGAGCGGUGCCCGGAGACGGCGCCGAGGAUUCCGGUGUACGGCUUGGAUGAUGAGGAUGGAGUAGGGGGUUUGGAUUCGAUGGUGGGGAUCGUCCGGGUGUUACGGCAGCGCGUGCCGAUCAGAGACCGGAUCACGAGGAUGAAGAUCGCGAAGAACUGUUUCUCCGGCGGCGAGAUGGUGGAGGCCAUCAUUCACCAUCUCGAUUCCGGCCGGAAACGGGCAAUAGAGAUUGGGAGAGAGCUUGCCAAGAAGCACUUUAUUCAUCAUGUUUUUAGGGAAAACGAUUUUGAAGAUGACAACCAUCAAUUCUACAGGUUCUUGGAGCACGACCCAAUCAUUCCCAAGUGCUUCAAUUUCAGGGGAUCAACCAAUGACGACGAGCCUAAGCCAGCUUCUUUGGUUGGUCAGAAGCUCACCAAGUUGAUGUUUGCCAUUCUUGAAGCUUAUGCAUCCAAUGAUAGGCAUCAAUUGGAUUAUACCCGCAUUGGUGCCAGUGAGGAGUUCAGAAGGUAUGUAAACCUGGUGCAAGACCUUCAGCGAGUCGACAUAUUUGCUCUCACAACAGAUGAAAAGAUGGCCUUCUUCCUGAACCUAUACAAUGCAAUGGUGAUCCAUGCCGUCAUAAGGCUAGGCCCUCCGGGACUCAUUGAUCGCAGAGCAUUCUUCAGUGAGUUUCACUACAUAAUUGGUGGCUAUCCUUACUCUCCAUCCACCAUCAAGAAUGGCAUUCUCAGAUCAAACAGAAGACAGCCUUACUCCUUGGCCAAACCCUUUGGUACUGGAGACAAGCGCUUAGAGUUGGCUCCUCCCAAGGUGAAUCCCUUGAUACAUUUUGGACUAUGUGAUGGAACAAGGUCAAGCCCUGCAGUUAGGUUCUUCUCAGCUCAAGGUGUUGAAGCUGAACUUAGAUUUGCUGCAAGAGAAUAUUUCCUUGGUGAUGGUGUUGAUGUGGACUUAGAGAAGAGAACUGUGCAUCUAACCAGGAUCAUCAAAUGGCACAGUGCUGAUUUUGGACAAGAAAAAGACAUAUUAAAGUGGAUCCUGAACUACUUGGAUGCAAACAAAGCAGGACUACUGACUCACCUUUUGAAUGAUGGUGGCCCUGUGAAUAUUGUUUACAAAAAUUUUGAUUGGUCCUUGAACUCCUCCUCACACUCCUCCCACACCACCAAAGUUCUCCCUUGAAAAGUGAAAGAUGGAGUGGAUUGCAGAGCUGAAUGUUUCUUGUGCCUGUCUUAAUUAACUUAAUGGCAAGAGCACCAGGAGAUAGAAACAAGGAAGCUUUGUGGAGUUAUAUAUAGUAUACUACUCUUUAGCCUUGAUUUGGUGUUGUUGUGUAUAUAUAAUAUUAAAAGAGAAAUUAGGUUUGGGGUGCUUGAUUUAUUGGUGUUCAUAUGCUGAUUUUUCUUGUUAUGAUUUAUGAGAUAAAGAAAAACAAUGCUGAGUGAUUAAAGAGAGAUUGAACAUGAGAGUGCUGGCUGGUUGGUUGGUUUUUCUGGCAUUUCCUCUACUUUGAUCAUUGUUGUUGUUUUUGUAUUUAAUUUUAUGUGUUGGUUGUUAAAUCUAAAUUUAUGUAAAAGCAUUUGAGCUUUUGUCAGGCUGUUCUUAGAAAUAGCCCUAAAAAUAUACUCUGGUAUUUUUGGUCCAUUUGGAGAGAACUUCAUUUUUUUUUAA
This is a messenger RNA of Dioscorea cayenensis subsp. rotundata (Guinea yam), 2845 nucleotides long. RefSeq lists its product as uncharacterized. Gene Ontology annotation, biological process: intracellular signal transduction. Bases 479 to 2356 code for a protein of 625 amino acids. The record is from RefSeq and is a predicted model, not a curated record. The transcript is spliced from 6 exons. Lineage: Eukaryota; Viridiplantae; Streptophyta; Magnoliopsida; Dioscoreales; Dioscoreaceae.